Messenger RNA from Peronospora matthiolae, 522 nucleotides. The record is from the annotation of a GenBank genome assembly. NCBI's taxonomy places the organism in Eukaryota, Oomycota, Peronosporomycetes, Peronosporales, Peronosporaceae.
AUGCGAUGCGCGAGCAAGGCCGCCGAGAGCGCGUCUGCACGUCUCUGUGCGGACGCCGAAGCAGAAACUACAGCAACUGAUGUCCCAUCGGUUGCUGAAUCGACUCAGCCUGUAUCACCUGGUGAUGCAGGCGCUGGUCAUGAAGACACUCGUGUCUUCACAGAGUACGAGCUCGGUGUCUCGUACUCUCCUGAUACGGAUGACGGAUCCGUAUCGACGGCAAUUGAAUCCAAGCCGCCUGCCAAGCGUGGCAUGGAUGAUGCUUUGCGUCGCAGCAUCUUUGGUUCAUCUGACGAAUCAGAUGAACCAUCGCCGAAGCGAAGGCGCUCGAGGUCGCGAGACUCGGGCGCUAAUAGUGGUGUCAGUUUUCCAAUGGACACCACUUCGCAGCGAGGUGCCAGUACUUCUGUCGGCACGUCGCAGGAAGAGCGGGACCGCAGUGUGUUGCGUCUCGCUCCAGAAAAAGAAGACAUGGAUGCCUCCAAAGUCAGUCAUGGAUCACUUGUCGGCGACGACGAGUGA